This is a messenger RNA of Talaromyces rugulosus, 2346 nucleotides long. RefSeq lists its product as uncharacterized. The transcript has 5 exons. The coding region runs from base 1 to 2346 and encodes 781 amino acids. Gene Ontology annotation, molecular function: catalytic activity; protein binding. The record is from RefSeq and is a predicted model, not a curated record. NCBI's taxonomy places the organism in Eukaryota, Fungi, Ascomycota, Eurotiomycetes, Eurotiales, Trichocomaceae.
AUGAGCACAACCACACGCACACCACGCACGAUGAACUGCGUCCUGCGUAUCCCUGCACGCAGCAUCACUGAAAACACAUACUCCCCAGUCUUCAAUGAAUACACCCUUGACCGUGCCCCUGAGCUGUACCCCCUGACCACGCCCCCCUUCAACGCGUCGUCUGGCCUGGGCAAUUUCAGCGUGCUGCCAAACGAGAUAAUCGACUACAUCUUCGAGUACAUGGACUUGGCCUCGCUGAUGAACUUUCGUCUCAUCAACGACCAGACCUUUGCCGCCGUCGAGGAGCUGCCUUGCUUCAAAACUCUCUGCGAGCAUGCCCCCCAGACUAUUCGUGGUAUCAUGAGCAUCGGCACCGGCCAGUGGACCACUUGUCCCGAGCUGCUGACCAGUAUCUGCAAUGCAUACUGCGAGAAAUGCGGCGAUUUCGCUGGCUACCUCUACGUGCUGGGCCCCGUGCAACGCGUCUGCUUUUACUGCUUCACCACCUCCCUAGCUUUCUGCCCGAUAAGUCCCUGCGAGGCAAACGAUUACUUUGGCCUACCCGUCGAGUACCAGACCGAUGAAAUCCCCAAGAUGCGUAGCAUCCCGGGCUUGUAUGCUGAAGAGCACUACAUCACCGACCUCAGCGCCUGCAAACCGCUCAACGACACCAGACCCAUCCCCUGCCGCGACAAUCUGACUCUGCUCGAUCAGCCAUCUGCACGCAAGGCAGCCAAUGACCGUCAGUCCGACGUGCAGGAGCGCCAGAGACGAUCUCGCAUGAUGUGGCGCAACCAUUCUCGCAACUGCCGUCAUAUCAUCCUCAACGAGGACCACCGCGUCCACAACGUCAAGCGCUGGAUGGCCGUCAUCAAGGUCCCGCACUUGAUCAAGAAGGAGAAACGCAUGGAUGAGGGCUUUUGCUGCCGCGGCUGUAACAAUAUGGCCAGCAAGGAAGGCUAUUGGCGCCGCAAGUUCAAUGCCGAAAAAUGGGAACAGCAUAUCAAUGAAUACGGCGAGCUUCGCGAGGGAAAGCACGUGGUGCCUAAGGAGGAGGGACAGGAACAGGAACAGGAGGGACAGGAGGAAGAGGGGGAUGCCGAUGAUGAACUGGAUUUGGCCGCCCAGGCACGCACUCUGGCCACAACACCAGCAACCCUCGACGCCCUGUCGCGCAUCACCCACCACGCCGCCUCUCGCGGCGUCAACGUGCUUCUCUUCCCCGAAGCAUACCUGGGCGGAUACCCUCGCACCUGCGAUUUUGGCUCUGCAGUGGGAUACCGCAAACCUGAGGGCAGAGAUCAAUUUCUCAAAUACUUCAACUCCGCUGUCGACCUGGGCGACACGCCCAACGGUGCGGGCGACGACUGGGUUGAUCGCACCCUGCCCACGGCAAAGGGCAAGGACAGGCGAGGCGAUGGAACGCGCGAGGUUCUUGAGAAGGUCGCUGCUGCGACGGGAGUUUUUAUCGCUGUUGGUCUGAUUGAAAGGGCUGGCGGUAGUUUGUACUGUGCUGUGGUGUAUGUUGAUCCGAAACGGGGUGUGUUGGGGAAGAGACGAAAGGUCAUGCCAACAGCUUCAGAACGCCUGAUCUGGGCACAAGGCUCGCCCUCGACUCUCAAAGCCGUCACCACCGAAAUCAACGGCGUGGGCCUGACCAUCGGCGCCGCCAUCUGCUGGGAAAACUACAUGCCACUGCUUCGCCAAAGCCUGUACUCGCAAAACGUCAACCUGUAUCUCGCGCCCACCGCCGACGCACGCGAUACCUGGCUGCCACUGAUGCGCACAGUAGCCUGCGAGGGGCGCGCAGUCGUGCUGUCUGCAAACCAGUGCGUGCGAGAAAGCGAAUUGCCGGAUUGGAUCAGCAAGCCCGAUACAAACAUACUGCCGGAGAGCUCGACGGCAAGAAAACAGUCGAUCACGACGACCGAGGGCCCGCAUGAGAUUGUGUGGCCGCAGUCACCUGGUUCGCAGCUUCAUCCGGAUAAACCGCGGGAUCAGAUACAUUCGAGCGUGGCCGUUGAUGACGACGUUCCUGUGAGCCAAUUGGACCAGAACCAGGCAAGAAUCAACGCUAAAAGUGAACUACAAACGUCAGACCCCUACGUCUCCCACGGCGGCUCAUGCAUCAUCGGCCCCCUUGGCGAAAUCAUCGGCGGUCCCAUCUGGGACGUGUGUACAGAAGACGCCGCCGCAGACCCAUCCAUAGACGAAUACGCCGUGGGUUCUGGCCUCGUCGUGGCCGAAGUCGACUUUGAGGACUGCGAGCGAGGCCGACUGGACCUGGACGUGGCGGGUAGUUAUUCACGCAGCGACGCGUUUAAGCUUACUGUCGAGGGGCUGGAUUUGAAUCCGCCGCCUCUAUAG